Molecule: messenger RNA, 945 nt
Organism: Zasmidium cellare ATCC 36951
Lineage: Eukaryota; Fungi; Ascomycota; Dothideomycetes; Mycosphaerellales; Mycosphaerellaceae
Exons: 1
Coding region: 1-945 (314 amino acids)
Molecular function (GO): oxidoreductase activity
Source: RefSeq, a predicted model, not a curated record
AUGUCGUCCUCGCCAAUCCAAAAAGUCGCCCUUGCAGGCGCUUCAGGCCUCCUGGGAACGCCUAUGCUUCACGCACUUCUGGACGCAGGCUUCACAGUUACCGUCCUAACCCGCCACUCCAGCACCGCGACAUUCCCCUCCAGCGUAGCAAAAGUCGUCCAUGUCAACUACGAGAAACUGGAGGACCUCACACAAGCCUUGCAAGGCCAAGACGCCCUCGUCUCCACCCUAACAACAUUCUCCAUCUCAACCCAAGAACUCCUCAUCGACGCCGCCAUCGCCGCGGGCGUCAAACGCUUCCUCCCCAGCGAAUUCGGCUCCGACGUCUCCAUCCCCGCCCUGAGAGCAAUGCCAAUGUACAAGGACAAGAUCGAAAUCGACGAGUACCUCCGCUCGAGAUGUGCGGAGCAAGGCGUGCACAUGACGUGGACGGCGGUGUAUUGUUCCUGUUUUCUGGAUUGGGGUAUCGAUAACAAAUUUUACCUCAAUCUUCAGGAGAAGAAGUGUACGUUGUAUGAUGGAGGUGAUUUCCCUACUGCGACAAGUCCGACGGAUUGGGUUGGUGAGGCUGUUGUCGGGGUGUUGAGGCAUGCAGAUGAGACGGCGAAUCGUGAAGUUAGGGUGAGUGGGAUUGAUAUUUCUCAGCGUGAGAUUCUCUCCAUCGCGCAGGAGGUUACUGGCGGCGCAGAGGGAUGGACAGUCACGGAAGCAAGCGCACAGUCGACGUACGACAAGUCUAUGGAGGUUUUCGAGAAGAAUCCUAGUAAUGUCUGGGGCUGGGUGAUGGGAAUGCUGGUGCAGGGAAUUUUCGGAAAGGGUUUCACGAGGGAUUUUGGUGGUAAGACGGAUAAUGAGCUGUUGGGGUUGAGAAGGGUGAAGAAGGAGCAGGUCAGGGAAUAUCUGGAGAGAGCGGUGCGGACGGGCAAGGCUUCGAAGACUUUCUAA